This is a messenger RNA of Anas platyrhynchos (mallard), 4171 nucleotides long. RefSeq names its product cystatin-B. Gene Ontology annotation, molecular function: cysteine-type endopeptidase inhibitor activity. The record is from RefSeq and is a predicted model, not a curated record. Gene Ontology annotation, cellular component: cytosol. Lineage: Eukaryota; Metazoa; Chordata; Aves; Anseriformes; Anatidae.
GGGGGGGAGGGUUGUUUAUUUGUUUGUUUUUCUGGUAGUGCAGCUUAGCAUUAAUUGGGAGAGAUCUAAGGGAAAAAAAAGCAACCUCUAAUGCAAUUUUUCAUUUGAAUAUAAAGCUAAGCAAGUAGAUCUAUAUAAGCCUGUAUAUGGUAAAGGUUCUGAACCCUAAAAAGAUUUUUAAGUCCCUGUUUGGUGUUCUCCAAUUGUUUACAGCUUGUUACAUACAAAGGGUUGUACUAAAAAGUUGAAUUGCUCUAUUUGGUCUGCUCUGAGUGCAGAGGGCUCUCUCUUACAGCAUAUGGCAUGGAUCAGAGGCUGUUUGAAUGCUCUUGAACUUAGUGGAACACUAAGGUGAGUAACUGGAAUUUCAUGUCAUGCUUUGGGGCAUGGGAAAGGAGGAAGAGAUUUACUAUCUUUUGAUAGUUAGGAUCUGUCAUAAAAUCAUAGAAUGGUUUGGGUUGGAAGGCACCUUAAAGAUCAUCUAAUUCCACCCCCCCUGCCAUAGGCAGGGACACCUCCCACCAGACCAGGUUCCUCAAAGCCUCAUCCAGCCUGGCCUUGAACACCUCCAAGGAUGGGGCAUCCACAGCUUCUCUGGGCAACCUGUUCUGGUGGCUCACCACCCUUGUAGUAAAGAAUUAUCCCCUUAUAUCUUAUUAUCUUAUAUAAACCUACCCUCUUUUAGUUUAAAUCUGGUACUCCUUGUCCCAUCACUACACUCCCUGACAAAAAGUCCCUUCCCAGCUUUCUUGCAGGCCCCCUUUAGGUACUGGAAGGCUGCUGUAAGGUCUCCUUGCAGCCUUCCCUUCUCUGACUCCAACAACCCCAACUCCCUCAGCCUGUCUUUGUAGGAAAGGUGCUCCAGCCCCUUGAUAAUCUUUGUGGCCUUCUUCUGGACACGUCCUAAUAGCUCCAUGUCCUUGUGCUGGGGGCCCCAGAGCUGAACACAGCCCUCCAGGUGGGGUCUCACGAGAGCAGAGCAGAGGGGGAGGAUCACCUACCUCAACUUGCUGGCCACACUGCUUUUGAUGCAGUUCAGGAUAUGGUUGGCUUUCUGGGCUGCAGGUGCACACGUGCUGUCUUUGAGGUGGGAUGUUUUGUGGUGGAAUAUAAGCAGUACUGGUGUGAGCUGUGGGCCAUGCUAAACGAGUGUAGGUAAAAUACUGUCUGUAUCUAGUGACUCCUUUCCAUUCUGGAAUCUUGCUUAGUCUGCAAUUGAAUCCUCUUUCAACUUUGCCAUCAAGGUAGGCACAAAAUUACUGGGCCUCUUGACGUCACAUGUAUCAAAUACUGGACCCAACAAAUACUUGCAAGUAAAAGCACUUUAAUGAGAAGCUGUGAUGAUGCCAACUAGAUACUCAGUCAGCAGAUGGAGGACUGCUUUCCUUUCACAGCUAAUGAAAUUUGGUGCAGACCAUGUGUCAUUUCAUCUAGUCAAGAUUAGUCAUGUCUUAUCACUGUGCAACCACAAGACUGACAUACUCUCUUAGAUGUCCCUAUCAUUUCUAUGGAGAUGGCUUCAUUUCUUUUUUAAAAUAACUCAUAAAUACCUAAUCCUAGGGUUUGGAUUCUUUGUUGUUGUUGUUGUUACUGUACUGUUACUUUUAUUGACUACAGUUUCUGUUUACUACUUAAAAUUGCUUGCAUAGAACCAGGGAGUAGUGGUGUACCAGCAAGUAGUAGUGUACAAGCUGCAAAGUUUUUUCUUCAUUAGCUGAAUAAGUAGAUGAUGCUACCCAGCUUUAAAGCUAUAUAGAUCAGUAGUGCUGUUCUUCCAGUACAGAUUCUCAAAGCUUACAGCAGAACAUUUACGUGAAGAAAAACUGCAGUCUGGGCAAAUGCUGAGCAUGGGCUGGAAUGGGCAUGUAACAUCAAACGUGUCACAUACGCUGAAGUGGAGACGCGGUCAAAGUUGUCAAUGUUCCGCAAGAAAUGUAAUGAGGAUGGCUUUUUUUUUUUUUUUUUCAAGGCAGCAUUCCAAAUGCUGUUUCAUCGCAUCCAAAGCUUCAUGGAGAGAGGUUUAGAUUGCCUUGGAUAGCCUGUUGCUGCUGAUUAACAAGUUUGUGAGAUGUCAGCAUUUAAAAAUGACUUAAUGAGCUACGUGUGCAAGAAUAGAGCACUGCAUGCCAGUGUUAGAUGUAUCACUGCAUUUUGAGACAAAAUUUUUGAAGUCAAAACCCAACAAACCCAGAAAUGUGGAGUCCAAUGUAUGACUUCCACACAACAUCAAUGUCUUUAGUUUCACUCCUACAGUCUUCAUGAGGUUAUAAUGUAACUCUUCUGGUCUUUGUACUCAGUGCAUUUCUUACUAAUCAGAAUAAAGAGUUCUUCAGAGGGGUUGUGUUGCUUUCAGAACUGUAUCAAAAUACCUUCCAAGGGCAUUAGUGAGAUUUGCAUCCUGGUGAGUGGAGAAAUUUCUAAAAUGGCUUGGUUUAGCCCUGGUGCUGUGCUGCUAUUGAAUGUACUCUGUGACUUGUGGCCUCAGCGUGGUGAGCUGGCUCUCCCAGUUAGCUAGCUCUUCUGUCUUGCUGUGUGAAUAAGACACGUGGUAGGAAUGUAGCAGAAGACGAUGUGUUUGAGUGAAUCAGCAAUGUCUUGUACAGAUGAAAGAGGUUGAACUCAUUGGCUUGAAUUGUCAUUCCCUCUAUGAAAGGGGCUGUGAGGAUCUCCUCAUCUGGUGUGGUGAACUGCGAGAAAAUGGAAAACUUCUAAUACCCACCACUCCCUUUAUUUCCAAGAACCGUGAAUGUUUUUCACUUUGUUCAGGAAGAGGUAUCAGGACAGCAGUUUUUCUUCAUAUGGCUUUCAUCCAGUUACAUAACAGUUCUGGGGAAUUCUUCAACAUCCUUAUCUGUAACACGCCCCUAUCUUGAUCUGUAUACCGUUGGAUUUAGUCCUGUCAGCCCUACUUUCUCAAUCUCGAGCUCUUUGUGCCAAGGACAGGCCUUGAAGUUAGACAUGAAGUAUGUGUUUGCAGUCUGUUGCAUCACUCAUUAUCUGUGAGGAGGUCAAUAAGCAGGAAACUGACACCAGAGUUUCAAGAAAAGCAUAAAUGGUACUGCAUAUUGGAUCUUUAUCUUGAUUGUCUGAAUGCAAGUAACUACAGGUUUGAUGGGAAAGGAACAGAAUUAACUAACUUGUGGUAUUUACCUGAGCCAAGGACUUAAUUUUUUCCCCUUCUGAAUUUUGCCUCCGCAUCUUUCUGGUCAGGCAGAAGUAUGUAAUGUCACUGCAUGUAAAACAAAAUCUGUUCCUCUUUCCCACCUGGAAGGAUAUCGAGACAAUACAAUUCCAAGUAGAACGGGGCCUGCACUAAGGAAAUUGCUGAACGCUUUCUUCUGAUAUUAAAUGUGUUGGGAAGUGCUGAGUGUGGUUUUGAUGCAUUUCCUGAGUGUAUGGACUAGUCAUCUGCAUGUGGGUGGAGAGACAAGAGGUUCUAGUUUCAGCCCUAACCAACUAUCCUAAGGUAUGGAUGGCGGGAGAAUAUCGUUUACUUUUCUAAUUGAUGUGGAGACAUUAUUCACAUAAGAUUUUAAUGUGCUCUUUAUAGUUGCUAUUAAUAUCAUUAGUGCUUUACACGGCUUUUUGCCCCUGUUCUCAGCAUUUUUCUCCUCCUCCACUUCGGUAGUGGUAGGUUCCAUAUGUUAAAAGUCAUAUGAUCCCAUGACACAUGUGUCUGUGUAUAUAUACGAGGUGCCUGGUGACUCUUCUCAGACUGCUCUGGACUUCCCUCCUCAGAACCACCCAUCAUUUCGGAGACGUUACCUGCCACUAUGGAGACUGAGGACUUAUCUGACACUAAGCCUGCUACUCCAGAAGUCCAGCAUAUUGCUGACCAGGUGAAUCCAGAAUUUGAAAGAAGGGAAGACAGAACAUUUGAUAUCUUUCGAGCCAUAGUAUAUAGGACUAAGUUGGUUGCUGGAACGAUCUACUUCAUUAAGGUCCAAAUUUCUGAUUUUGAUACUGGCUACGCCCACUUAAGGGUGUUCCAAGCCAGUCGUGAGGAGAAACAAGGACCCAGACUUGAUCGUUAUGAAACUGGCAAAACCAGAGAUGAUCCUCUGGAGUACUUCUGAGAGAUGGUGGGGAAUGUUUCCCGACUUCUGCAAGUUGCACGGGGAUUCUGCCUGUGUCAGAAAAUGCAUGAAAAUAAAAUAAGUUUUGAAAGCUG